Fusarium mangiferae is the source of this 4824-nucleotide messenger RNA. RefSeq lists its product as uncharacterized. Bases 1 to 4824 code for a protein of 1607 amino acids. The record is from RefSeq and is a predicted model, not a curated record. Gene Ontology annotation, cellular component: fungal-type cell wall. NCBI's taxonomy places the organism in Eukaryota, Fungi, Ascomycota, Sordariomycetes, Hypocreales, Nectriaceae. Gene Ontology annotation, biological process: cell adhesion. The transcript is spliced from 2 exons.
AUGUCGCGUCGUCGCAUGGCGGGCUUCUGGGCCCUGGUCUUCUCAGGCACAGGGUCCGAUGCAACAUUGAUAGGCAAGCGGGCCAUCCAGACGCAGCCCAUCGAGAUAAUUGACGGAUCAAAUACGUUGUAUGACAUUUUGACAAGUACAUUUCUCCUUCAAAGUGAUGAUUCUUACGUCCCCCCUACCCUCUAUGGACAUGGUGAACCAAACACUACCUACAACAUUCCCCUUGCGGACCGUCAGCCAUCAUGUGGGACUGUCAUGGUAGAGAGCCAUGUGACCAUUUUAUCGUCGACUGACCGUAUGAUAUCUGCGCCUGAGACAACCACUCUGCCUACCCAAAAUCCAUGCGACAUAGUAACCGUGAUCGUCAGAAUGCAAGGUUACAGGAAAGGCGAUACAAAGGCGCCUGUCUCCCAAGCUCCGGCCUUGACUUCAUCUCCAUCCGAGCCCGAAAGCUCCGCCAUUAAUUCAGAUCCUACAGCAAUCGGGCAGGAUACUGAUAGUGCUGCUGUUCCUACGAUCCAGACUCCUUCCCAGGGCAACCCUGCCACUUCUUCAGGUUCUACAGUAAUGGGGCAGGACACUAGUAGCUUUCCUGCACCUAUGAAUAAGAUUCUUGCCCAGGACGGCUCUACCACUGCUUCAGAUCCUACAGUGCCAUGGACUACAAUAACCACUCAAGGAACUGGUACUGCUCCUAUGACCAGCACGCAAUCUCCAGCUCGACCCGGUGAAACAGGAACGGUUUGGGUCAUGACCCCCAGGUCUCAGAUGACCUCGGAUGCCCCGAUUGACUAUACAACCAUCACUAGCACUGGCACGGACACUGGGACCUACACCAUCACCGAAACCCCGUCAGGACCUGGACCUGGUACGGUGGUGAUUGUGGUACCGAGCCCAUUGGCUCAAUACGUUACCGUGACAUCUUAUGAUGGCUCGAUCACAGCUAUUGCCACGAGUACAAUAACUCCCAGUGCUCCUGGCGGAACUGGUACUGUUAUUGUCUAUGAUCCGUACGAGUGGGAGACCGUCACCUCCUAUGAUCCUACUGCUCCAUCUGACCAUACAACGACUAUGUGGCCUUCUGCGUCCGGUCAUGUAGGUACGAUAGUCGAGUAUAUGGCAUAUAGAUGGGUGACAGUCAGCUCUUAUGACGAAACGAUCACAGCCGCAUUUACAAAGACUAUAUCACCACCCUCUCCAGACCAAACAGGUACCGUUGUGGUAUACCAGCCAGAUCCAUGGGUCACAGUUACUUCCUAUGGAAGCGUCGCAGCAUCAACAAACACAAUAUAUCCAACUGCUCCCGGCGCAACAGGCACCGUUGUUGUGUAUCAGGCUCAUCAGUGGACGACCGUCACCUCUCACGAUCCAAGAAUCGCAGCUCCGUCCACAACCACUCUAUCGCCAGAUCCUGGAGCGCAGACAGGCACUGUGAUGGUAUAUGAGCCUUACAAAUGGGCUACCAUCACGUCUUAUGGAGAUUUCACAGCUGACUCGACAUCCACCAUAUCUCCAACUGCCCCAGAUGCAACAGGCACUGUUGUUAUGUAUCAGGCUUAUCAGUGGACGACCGUCACUUCCUUUGGAGAAUUUACAGCUACAUCGACAUCUACCAUAUCCCCAUCCACCCCAGGUCAGACGGGAACUGUAGUGAUCUUCGAUCCCCAGCCAUAUACGACUGUCACUUCAUUUGGAGAUUUUGCAGCUGCAUCGACAUCUACCGUAGCUCCGUCCGCGCCAGGUCAAACAGGCACCGUAUUGGUCUUUGAUCCACAGCCAUAUGUAACAAUUACUUCGUACGGAGGUUAUACGACUGAAUCCAGAACCACCAUUGCUCCAUCUACCCCAGGUCAAACUGGCACCGUAGUGGUCUUCGAUCCACAGCCAUAUACGACCGUUACCUCAUACGGAGACGUUACGGCUGAAUCCAGAACCACUAUAGCUCCAUCUGCUCCAGGGGAGACGGGAACUGUGGUGGUCUUCGAUCCACAGCCAUAUACCACCAUUACUUCAUAUGGAGCCAUUACGGCUGCAUCCACUACCACCAUAACCCCGACUGUUCCGGGAGAAACAGGCACCGUGAUAGUCUACAACUCGCAGCCAUAUAUGACAAUUACGUCGUAUGGAGCCGUCUCGACCGCUACCACAUACACCUCGCCUCCCCCGUCUCCUGGCCAGACAGGUAUUGUUUUGGUUAUGAUGCAACAACCUUAUACGACCGUUACUUCGUACGGAGGCGUCACAGCCGAAUCAACUACCACCAUAACUCCAUCUGCUCCUGGGGCAAGGGGCACUGUCGUGAUCUUUGAUCCGCAGUUAUACGUGACUACUACGAGAUAUGGAAGCGUCACAGCUGCCUCGACAACAACUCAAAGCGGUGAUGGGUCCAGCCCAACUCUUACCGUCCUGGUUGAUCUCCCCCAGCCUUACACUACAGUCACUAGCUAUGGUUCCUUCACUGCAGCCACCACUCGAACAUAUCCACCCUCUGUCGCAGGUCAGGUCGGCACUGUAGAAGUUGAUCUCCCCCAGCCUUAUACAACCGUCACGAGCUACAAAGAUGGUCUGACUGAAGCUGAGACUACAACAUACUCUCCCGAUGUGCAAGGAAAGUUUGCUACUGUCGAGGUUGAUCUCCCUCAAUCCUACACGACUGUCACAAGCUACAUUCCAGGCCUCGCGGGCCCGGCAUCUACAACCUUACCGGCGUCUAAUCCAGGUGAUGUGAUGACUGUAGUCGUUGGUCUUCCUCAGCCCUACACAACUAUCACGACGUAUGUUGAUAGUCUGACUGCACCUAUGACUACGACAAACCAACCCGCUAAUCCUGGAGAUCCUGUCACGGUUAUUAUUGAGAGCCCUUUGGCGCAUACGACGGUUACGACCUACGUUGAUGGCUUAACUGCUCCUAUAACCACGACCAAUCAACCGGCUAAUCCAGGGGAUCCGGCCACUGUUGUUAUCGAGAGCCCUCUGGCGUAUACAACCAUCACGACGUAUGUUGAUAGUCUGACUGCACCUCAGACUAUGACAAGCCAGCCGGCCAGUCCUGGUGAUCCUGCUACGGUCAUUGUUGAGAGCCCAUUGGGACAUACGACUGUCACGACAUAUAUUGAUGGCUUAAGUGCUCCUGUGACAACGACAAAGCAGCCUGCGAAUCCUGGGGAUCCAGCUACUGUUGUCAUUGAGAGCCCUCUGGUGUACACAACGAUCACGACCUAUGUCGAUGGCCUGACUGCACCUCUGACUACGACAAACCAACCGGCCAAUCCCGGAGAUCCUGCCACUGUCCUUGUCGAGAGUCCUCAGGCAUACACUACCGUGACCAGUUAUGGCUCUUGGACUCAACCUCUUACUACAACGUUAGCACCCACUGGUCCUGGUGGCGUAGCCACUGUUCUUAUAGAGAGUCCUCAGCCAUACACGACUGUAACUAGUUACGGUCCCUACCCAUCAGCUAUGACAACCACUCAUCAGCCGGCAUAUCCAGGUGGCGUUGCUAGUGUUGUAGUAGAGCUGCCCCAAAGAUAUACGACUGUCACCAGUUAUGGUCCCUACCCAGCAGUAACAACCACUACAAUGGCACCAGCAUCACAAGGUGAUGUAGCGACUGUUGUUGUGGAGUCACCCCAACGAUAUACGACUGUGACCAGCUAUGGCCCCUACCCAGCGGUAACAACCACUACCAUGGCUCCUGCAUCUCAGGGCGGUGUAGCGACUGUAGUUGUGGAAUCACCCCAGCCUUAUACGACUGUGACCAACUAUGGCAGCUUUACAGCAGCAUCAACCACCACAAUGUCACCAGCGUACCAAGGCGGUGUAGCUACUGUCGUUGUGGACUUGCCUCAGUCCUACACAACUACUACAAGCUGGGGUACCUUCACAGCCACUAGUACCACUACCAUAUCCCCGACAUCUCCGGGUGGCGUUGCUACUGUUGUUGUUCAACGACCCCAGUCCUAUACGACGACCACAAGCUGGGGUACCUUCACGACAACUGGUACCACUACCCUAUCACCAACAUCUCCUGGCGGCGUUGCUACAGUGGUUAUGCAGAAACCCCAACCAUACACCACUGUAACUAGCUAUACCACUGUUGUCUCGAGCGCCAGCACAUCCACUGGGACUCCGUCUUCCGCCGGACAGACUGCCACUGUGGUGGUCGUCGCUCCCGCAGUUGGAACCAAGGCUGCAGAUCAAACAUGUAACAACGGUGGUCUGGAAUACGCUAUCUAUACCAACUCGUACUACAAUGCUGAUCCGCCUAAUUACUCUGCCCUCAACAUAGCAUAUUUCGGCACAGCUACACCCACUUACACUGGUGUCACAAGCUCUAUAGGCAUUACAGAGCCAGGAGGAGUCAAAGCAGGAAACUCAGGCCCAGCCCAGGUUAUCUAUCCUGGCGCACCAAGUCAGACAUGGCAGUAUAAGGCUGUUAACCACCGGGCAUUCUUAUAUGCGCCUAUCAACGGUACUUAUUCAGUUGUUGUCCCUUAUUCUGAUGAGGUUACAUUGGUUUGGUUCGGCAAUAAGGCGCUAUCAUCGUGGACACGUGCCAAUGCAGAUCUGGAGCAGGAUUACUCUUCAGGGCCUUCCAGCUCCAAGACUUUCAAUAUACAGCUGACAGCGGGCACUUAUACGCCGUUCCGGGUUUUCUGGGCUAAUGCUCAGGGAGACUAUUCCAUGAUAGUUACUGUCACAGCUCCGGAUGGUACUGUCAUCGUCAAUGGCUCUGGAUCAUCAAGCAAAUACUUUGUUAGAUUUGCUUGUGAUUCUAGUACACCUUCUUAUCCUGCAUUUGGAAAGGGCGGUUAA